GUGGUUCAACUGAAUCUCUUCCCAGUCGGCUCCUUCUGGGGAGAGAUGUGGCUGUGCUAGUUAGUUAACUAACUAUUGCGUCCGUGGCUGAGUCAACACGGAGCCGGAACAUCCCUUGCCCGGCAAUCCCGAGAGCCUUUCGGCGGCCAUUCAGCCAAACGAAUCGCCGAUGAACGUUUCCCAGCGCCACCUUAGCUUAUCCACCGUGUAUCAUAUCAUCCAAAUAUCCAUCGGCUUUGAAAUCGUGGCCGUUCGAUCGCCCGGCUGAUCACACUUCAGAGCGCAUAUCUACGCGCAGGGGUGCCCUGCUCGGUUGGGGUUCGACCGUUCCCACUCCCCGAUAACCGCAUCCUAUCGAGGCCGAACGUUCUGUCGGACGCGCAAGAUGUCGCAGAUUCACGACGACCCCGCGGCGGUUCUCGAACUAUUCGUCCACGAUGUGGCGAACCUUCCAGCCGAGAUUAACCAUCUGAUGGAGGAGAUCCAAGCCAAAGACAAGACCAUCCAGGAAUGCCGUACGACAAUCAACUCGCGCGACACGAGUCUCCAGAAGUUCAUCCGCCUGAACGGCAGCCUAACGCCCAACCCGAAGGAAGAGCAGUACGGAAAGGUCAUACUACAGAACCUCGAUAAAUCGCAACAGUUGCAGGAUGAGAAGAUCCAGUUGAGUGAGAAAGCAUGCGUCUUGCUAGACCGGCAUAUCAGGAAGUUGGAUAUCGCGAUCCAUAAGCUGCAGGAAAACGGCAUGCUUUCGAACGACCCUCCUUUCCCCUCGUUAUUCAACAAUAAAGACCAGUAUCGCGACCCCCCGAAGAUCUUCUUCCCCGAUUCUACCGUCGAAAACUCCACCUACUCCCCGCUAAAUGCCUCCUCGGGAAGCACGAAUGGCGUAUUAGGCGCUGCCACCCAGAGACUCAACCAGACCUUGGCACGGAAUGCAGCUGCGGUCGCUCUGAACUCGCCGACCGCUGCACGCAGCUCCGCCCCGGCUACACCCUCGGGCACAGUUCAUUUUCAACAACGACAACGGGAAUCGUCGGCCGGUGCGGUGGAAACCAAACGACGACGACUCAAUACGUCGUUGGGGACCCUCCCUGCAGCGUCUUCGAACCUCCGCCAAUCGUCUCUCGGCCCCGGGACACCCAAGCCCGGGACCCCGGCCUCCAGCCGGGCUGGUAGUGCCGGGCCACGCACAACAGCCUCGAUCAAGAAAGCCGUGACAAAGAAGGUGGCGCCUCACCAGCAACUGAAGAAGCUCAAAGCGUCAUCGGGGGUGAAUGGGAAACACACCAAGCGGUCAUCCAGCGCCAGCGGCCGUCUCAAGCUCGGCGGGACGAAGAAGUCGCCGUCAGCACUUGGGGGUGACGAAGACGAUGACGAUUCCAUGCUCAGCAGUGCUGAUGUCUCCGACUCCGAGAAUGCCGACGAGACUCGAAGAGAGGAGGACGUGGAAGACGAGGAGGAAGACGAAGGCAAUGAGGACACCAAGGUCUAUUGCACGUGUCGCAGCGUCAGCCACGGAGACAUGGUUGCAUGCGAUAACGAAGACUGCGAGUUCGAAUGGUUCCAUUGGAAGUGCGUGGGCUUGACCCGGGAACCAGUCGGGAAAUGGUACUGUCCUCAGUGCGCCGCCAAAUUGCAAGCUUAGUUUUUUAUACCCCCUACAUCUGUAUUAUAAUGACCACCCUUAUGACUACUUCUUUUUUUGACCGAUGAACACCCCUUUAACCCACUGUACGAGCUACUUCGGGGGCUCGUUCAGAUAUACGUGUGACUAUGACCGAUUAUGAUUCACCAAUGAAUAACA
Messenger RNA from Aspergillus heteromorphus CBS 117.55, 1807 nucleotides. Its product is annotated as putative PHD finger domain protein. Gene Ontology annotation, biological process: regulation of DNA-templated transcription. The record is from RefSeq and is a predicted model, not a curated record. Bases 386 to 1648 code for a protein of 420 amino acids. NCBI's taxonomy places the organism in Eukaryota, Fungi, Ascomycota, Eurotiomycetes, Eurotiales, Aspergillaceae. Gene Ontology annotation, cellular component: Rpd3L-Expanded complex; nucleus; Rpd3L complex. The transcript has a single exon.